GCGGCUGGCUUGACUGCUACUUUUCGAGUGGAGGCUGGCUUGACCGCAGUGAAUCACUAACCUCUGUUGAACUUUUGCAGCUAUGCGGCUUUUUCUGCUAGCACGUCUCCUCCUGUUCCCGAUGCUCGCGAGCAACGUCGCAGGGCAGGAGAGCAUCAGAAAGCCCAACAUCGUUCUGGUGAUGGCGGACGACUUGGGAAUCGGUGAUGUGGGUUGCUACGGUAAUAACACCAUCAGGACCCCCAACAUAGACAGGCUGGCCUCCGAGGGGGUGAAGCUGACUCAGCACAUCGCGGCCGCCCCGCUGUGCACCCCGAGCCGGGCCGCAUUCAUGACCGGACGUUACGCUGUCCGCUCAGGGAUGGCGGGGUCAGGCGCAGUACAGGUCAUCUUGUUCCUGGGUGGAUCGGGCGGGCUGCCACCUGGCGAGACCACUUUUGCCAAGAGGCUGCAGCGACAAGGAUAUACCACCGGCCUAGUUGGUAAAUGGCACCUUGGCGUGAGCUGCGAGCACACAGGGGAUCACUGUCACCACCCCAAUCAGCACGGCUUCAGCUUCUUUUACGGCCUGCCUUUCACCUUCCUUAACGACUGCGUUCCGGGAAUGGGGACGAGGCUCCAGGCCGGCCUGCAGCACGCUCUCCGAAAUAUGUCCGUGUUGCUCGCGGUUGGCCUUUUCACACUGGUAUGUGUCCGUGCUUGGGGCCUUGUCGACAUCGGCCUGUGGCUCUUGGUGGUCCUUCUCUCGUCGAGCGUCCUGGCAGUCGCGGUGUGGUACGUUCCCUUCGGACUGCUGCCCAGGUGGAACUGCAUCGUCAUGAAGGACCAGAGCGUGGUGGAGCAGCCCAUGACGGUGGAGACGCUGCCCGUCAGGAUGCUGACUGAAGCGCAGCGUUUCAUCGAGAGGAAUGCUCAUCGUCCGUUCCUUCUGUUCUUCUCGCUGGCUCACGUGCACGCGCCGCUCUUCCGCUCAGCGGCCUUUGCUGGCAGAAGCCGCCACGGUCGCUACGGCGACGACGUGGAAGAGAUGGACCGGCUCGUCGGUGAGCUAACGAAGACUGUGGAUUCAUUGGGCCUGGCCAACGACACUCUGAUCUACUUUGCAUCAGACCAUGGAGGACAUCUCGAGGAGUCUCAUCCUCUGACUGACCAGGCAGGAGGAUGGAACGGCAUCUAUCGAGGUGGGAAAGCCAUGGGAGGCUGGGAAGGUGGCAUCAGAGUCCCCGGUAUCUUCCGCUGGCCGGGCAGACUGGCAGCUGGGAAAGUGGUGAACGAGCCCACCAGCCUCAUGGAUCUCUACCCCACACUGAAAUAUCUGGCUCGGGACACCCAACCAGACAGACCCUUGGAUGGCCACAACCUCAUGCCGCUGUUGGAGGGGACGGCGGAUCGAUCGGAGCACGAGUUCAUGUUUCAUUACUGUGGCAGCCACCUACACGCCGCACGCUGGCACCCGGCAGACAGUGAUUCCAUCUUCAAGGUGCACUUCUCCACCCCAAACUUUUCACCCCCGGGCGCCGUGGGAUGCUAUGACACGCAGAUCUGCCUGUGUCACGGAGACCACGUGACGCACCACGACCCACCGCUGCUCUACGACCUUUUCCAAGAUCCCUCGGAGUCACGGCCGCUGGGCCCCGACACGGAGCCUCGCUACGCGGAAGCCCUCCGUCGAGCGGCCGAAGCCGCGUACAGGCAUCGGCGCUCCUUGGCAGGCAAACAGCCGGACCAGCUUACCUGGGAGAAGCUUCUGUGGAGACCCUGGCUUCAGCCGUGUUGCGGAACAUUCCCCUUCUGUGGCUGCAAAGAAGACACAACGUAGUAGAGAACAAUUACUGGACUUUUUAGAUUAGGACAGGAAGGAGGUUGUAAUUUACACCGCGUGCCUUUAGAGGGCAGAGUGAGACUGUGUUUGGCCAGCUGUUCAAGCGGCUAGGGGAGGGAGUUGGCUCAAUGCUACCACUGGGAUAGUUGACAAGGAUUAUAAAAAAAAAACAAAAAAACAUCUGUGGUUAAAUAUACAGCCGGGUUGUUGUUCAUUCUAAGUCUGAAUUCUCCCUUCAUUCAAAAUAUAAGAAUGAGUUGAUUUUGAGGGCUAUCUUACAUGAUGUCCAUGGUAAGGUCCCACAAGGCUCUGUGAGAUCCUUGUUCAGUUUGAAGGCAAGCUUGACGAAGGUAGCUCCGUUCAAAGGUCACAUACAUUUCGGUUGCCUGUUUUCCUCGCCAGGGCUCCCCCAGGCACAAUUUGCAAUAUGUAUUACUGGGAUUAUUAUCUGAAAGGCAAGAACACUUAUUAUUUUGAAGGGUAUUCAGCACACGGUCGCCUUAGUAACCGAGGUAUGUGUUCAUCUUCGUCUACUAGUUGCCCUUCUCAACUUGUUUUCAAUAAAUAACUUGGAUUCUGCCUAGUAACAAUUGGUGGGACCUUGAAAAUGCUUGUUGGGCGUGAAAGGCAUGUGCAUUCUUUUCUUUUUCAUUUUUUUUUUUUUUUUAAAAUAAUGAUUGCACUUCAUGAAGUCUGCAUAGCAACAGCCCGGCUAAUGAAUCAGAGCAAUUGCGUUGCAUUAUAUUGCUAUGUUUGUUAUAUUUUAUUUCAGUGGUGACAUUUUAUGACAGAUUUGUGUUGUCUGUGUGAUUUUUAAAAGACAAUUACUUUGAAAAACAUCCAUACCACUUAUCCUGACUAAGGUCGCAGGUGCGUUGGAGUGUAUCCCAGUCGACUCUGAAUAAGAGGCGGGGCCUGAACUACAGCCUGAACUCACAUUCACACCUACGGGUCAAUUUCAAUUCUUCAGUCGGCCUACCGUGCAUGUUUUUGGGAUGUGGGAGGAAACGGGGAAAACUUGCAAACUCCACACAGGCGAGGCUGGAUUUGAACCCAGGUCCUCAGAACUGUGAGUGAGAUGUGCUAGCCAGUAGGCCACCGUGCAGCCUAACAGGUGCCAUUGUUUCAUCAAAAUAGCCCUGUAGGUGUGGCAGGCCUAUACCGUGCGUACGGGCCUGUGAGGCACAAACAAUUUGAGCCUAUGGAUUUUGCCUAGUAACAAGUGGACCAGACCGUGAAAAUGCGUAUUGGGCGAGGCAGGCAUGUGCAGUUUUUUAAAAAGUUUUUUUUAGAUUGUGCUGCAUGAUUUUUUUUUUUCCUAGCAUCAAAUGACCUGACAAGUGAAUCUGAGCCAUCCAUUUACCCUACGAUGGUAUGGCUGCAAGAUUUCUAUUUCAGUCAUGACAUUUUGUAAUGACUGAUGAUAUAUUUAUGUUUGUGCGAUUUUACAAGACAAGUGUGUAUUUAAAAAUAUCAAAAUAAGACCACGAGAUCAUAGUGUUUGCGAUAUAUAUUUUUUCUUGUUUUUUUUUUUUUUUGUCAAUGGGGGACAAGGAAAAACAAUCAAAUGAAUGUAUCCUUAUGAUAGAUAUUUCCAAUGUCAUUUCAGUUGUGAACUUUUAAAGUGAUUUAUGUAGAUUUCUUGAUUUGGAACCUUUUUUAUGACUUCAUUUAGGUACAGAAAUGAAUGUCAGUAUGACACUGCACUUUGUCGGUAACAUGCGCACGCUCCCCUCCCCCCUUUUUAACUUGUUCUGGCCUCAUGUCAACAUUGGAAUUUGCUUUUAGUUCAGACACUUUCAGGAAGUACUCGGAAAGCUAGGGUGGAUAUAGUCCCUGUGGGCCUGUAAGGAUACCCUGUGGCUCUCCAUACUGUAUCUUCACCAAUAAAAGACUGUAAAGA
This is a messenger RNA of Phycodurus eques (leafy seadragon), 3725 nucleotides long. It is a transcript of the gene arsh, whose product is annotated as arylsulfatase H. Bases 83 to 1819 code for a protein of 578 amino acids. The transcript is spliced from 11 exons. Gene Ontology annotation, molecular function: arylsulfatase activity. The record is from RefSeq and is a predicted model, not a curated record. NCBI's taxonomy places the organism in Eukaryota, Metazoa, Chordata, Actinopteri, Syngnathiformes, Syngnathidae.